AUGGAUCCUCUAGGUUUGUAUGUGCGUCUGCAGCUGUUCCUCAGUACAAUGCUAGGGCUGUGUCUGGGCCUGGAGUUCACUGGAACUCAAGGCCAGUGGGCGCGCUACCUCCGCUGGGACGCUAGCACACGUGGCGACCUCAGCUUCCAGUUCAAGACCGAGGCGUCCACCGCGCUUCUGCUCUACUUUGAUGACGGGGGCUACUGCGACUUCCUGCAGCUGAUGGUGGUGGAGGGCAAGCUGCAGCUGCGCUUCAGCAUCGACUGCGCUGAGACCAGUGUGGUCUCUGACAAACGGGUCAACGACAGCAGCUGGCACUUCGCCACUCUGAGCCGCUUCAACCUGCGGACGGUUCUGGGGCUGGAUGGCGCGGCCAAGGCUGACGAGGUGCGGCCCCAGCGCCAGUUCAUGAAGAUCGUGAGCGAUCUGUUCAUAGGCGGAGUUCCGCUGGACAUCCGCACGUCAGCGCUCACCCUGCCAACGGUUCGCAACGCACCGCCGUUCGUCGGGGUUAUUACGGAUCUCAAGUACGGCAACACGGAACCCACUCUCCUCAGCAGUCUGAAGGUCCGGCUGGAGUCGGACGGGAGGUGCACGGAGAACCUGUGCGAGAAUGGUGGGAGCUGUUCCGUGGUGGACGGAGAACCACUCUGCGAUUGUUCCAAAACGGAAUACAAGGGCCGCUUCUGCAACGAAGACGUCAGCAACAAUAUCCAAGGGACCCUGGAGAUGCUGAACACAGUACAGUGACUCAUCUACAGACGGGUCUUGUAUUUAAAACCAAUACUGUGUUUUCCUAC
Molecule: messenger RNA, 800 nt
Organism: Hypomesus transpacificus
Lineage: Eukaryota; Metazoa; Chordata; Actinopteri; Osmeriformes; Osmeridae
Product: neurexin-3a-like
Exons: 3
Coding region: 1-750 (249 amino acids)
Source: RefSeq, a predicted model, not a curated record